This is a messenger RNA of Tripterygium wilfordii, 738 nucleotides long. RefSeq names its product ATP-dependent RNA helicase DHH1-like. Bases 1 to 738 code for a protein of 245 amino acids. The transcript is spliced from 6 exons. Lineage: Eukaryota; Viridiplantae; Streptophyta; Magnoliopsida; Celastrales; Celastraceae. The record is from RefSeq and is a predicted model, not a curated record.
AUGCCCGAGGUGGUUCCAUUGGAGCGUGGGCGGGGACGGAGAGCACCACAGGGGGUAGAGGCAGUAGUGACUACUUUACGACAAGAGGUCCGUGAUGUUACUGAGUUGGUGCGAGUACUUGGGCAGACUGUUACCGGACUUGUGACAAAGAUUGCCGCUCCAGCCCCAGCUGCAUUACAGGCUCCUGCUGAGGUUCCAGCACAGGUUCCUAUUUUAGGUGGGUUACAGGAGGGUGUAGGACAGAUUAUUGAGGCGCAGGGGCAGAGACAGGGUCAGCAGAGGCAGAGAUUGGAUCAGCAGGGUCAGGCUCUGAGACCGGAUCAGCAGCCCCAACAUUGCUAUGCAUGUGAGGGUGGAGGACCUGCUCCGCCAGCAUCUCGAGGUCAGAGAGCUCCAGCUCUAGCUCCAGUUCCAGUUCCAGUUCCAACACCAGCACCAGCACCAGCACCGAUUCCAGCACCGAGAGGUCCUGUAGGACGUGAUAGACCAUUAGCUCAGCAGCAGCAGGUCCAGAGAGGUGGAGUGUAUGCACUCGGGCCUGAGGCAGUACCAACAGAGCGAGAUCAUUUGGGAGGGUACUAUCGGCGUUUUAUCGAGGGGUUCUCGCGGCUUGCAGCGCCGAUGACGCAGUUGACCCGAAAGGAUACUCCGUUUGUCUGGUCAGACGAAUGUGAGCAAGCUUUUCUGGAGUUAAAAACUCGACUUACAUCUCCACCAGUGUUGGUGUUGGAUGCAUAG